Mangifera indica (mango) is the source of this 1924-nucleotide messenger RNA. RefSeq names its product UDP-sulfoquinovose synthase, chloroplastic-like. Lineage: Eukaryota; Viridiplantae; Streptophyta; Magnoliopsida; Sapindales; Anacardiaceae. The record is from RefSeq and is a predicted model, not a curated record. Gene Ontology annotation, molecular function: UDPsulfoquinovose synthase activity. The coding region runs from base 195 to 1640 and encodes 481 amino acids. Gene Ontology annotation, biological process: glycolipid biosynthetic process; sulfolipid biosynthetic process. The transcript has 3 exons.
CAUCUACCAAUAAAACGAAUAUACCUGCUUCUAUCUCCUUUUAUUCUUCUACCCUGAAAGAAGAAACCCAAAGCCCUUCUACUUCAUUACUGCUUUCCUUCUCCAUUUUCAACGAACUCAAUUUCAGAGUCUACCUUACUACAAAAUCCUGUCUUGGUGUAUGUACAAUUUGCGGAGUGAAACCAUACAUUAAUAUGGCACAAUUGCUUUCAACUUCAUGCUCUCUCAAAAUCCCUUGUCGCAAACCGUUCUUCCAACCAUUGAACCAUGGUCCACUGGCAUUUUCUACCUCUUUUACUGUGAAAACUUCCAAAUCUCCAGUCCAUAGGGUUGCCCUGCCAGGAAGGGGGCCACAAAGAAGUUGCACUGUUUAUGCAACCUCCACCCACAUUAGACAAGAAGCCCCAACCCAAUCAAGCUCUGGUUUGCAUCAAUCCUCCAAUGAUCCUGCCAAGCCAAAGCGGGUCAUGGUUAUUGGUGGAGAUGGCUACUGUGGAUGGGCCACUGCCCUUCACCUGUCCAACAAAGGUUAUGAGGUUUCUAUUGUUGACAGUCUCAUCCGGCGUCUCUUUGACCACCAACUUGGUCUUGACUCCUUGACUCCCAUAAGCUCCAUCCACAACCGACUUCGUGUUUGGAAAUCUCUUACUGGGAAAACUAUUGAACUCUACAUAGGUGACAUUUGUGACUUUGAAUUCUUAGCAGACACGUUCAAGUCAUUUGAACCUGAUGCUGUUGUCCAUUUUGGGGAACAGCGGUCUGCCCCUUAUUCAAUGAUUGACAGGUCAAGAGCUGUCUUUACUCAGAAUAAUAAUGUAAUUGGAACACUGAAUGUUCUCUUUGCUAUUAAGGAAUUCAGGGAGCAGUGUCAUUUAGUGAAGCUUGGGACAAUGGGAGAAUAUGGUACUCCAAACAUUGAUAUUGAGGAGGGUUAUAUAACAAUUACUCAUAAUGGGAGAACAGAUACUCUGCCUUAUCCCAAGCAAGCAAGCUCUUUCUAUCAUCUGAGUAAGGUUCAUGACUCUCAUAAUAUAGCCUUCACUUGCAAGGCCUGGGGAAUCAGAGCCACUGAUCUUAAUCAAGGAGUUGUUUAUGGAGUGAGAACUGAUGAGACUGCUAUUCAUGAAGAGCUUUGCAAUCGGCUUGAUUAUGAUGCAGUGUUUGGGACUGCAUUGAACCGAUUUUGUGUUCAGGCAGCUGUAGGUCAUCCACUUACUGUAUAUGGAAAAGGGGGCCAGACUAGGGGCUACCUUGAUAUAAGAGAUACAGUUCAAUGUGUUGAACUUGCCAUUGCAAAUCCAGCGCAACCUGGUGAAUUUCGGGUGUUCAAUCAGUUCACUGAGCAGUUUUCUGUCAAUCAAUUAGCUGCCCUAGUUACAAAAGCAGGAGAGAAACUUGGGCUUGAUGUGGAAACCAUAUCUGUGCCCAACCCAAGGGUAGAGGCAGAAGAGCAUUAUUACAAUGCAAAGCACACUAAACUCAUUGAGUUGGGACUCAAACCACACCUUCUUUCAGACUCUCUUCUUGACUCAUUGCUCAACUUCGCUAUUCAGUUCAAGGACCGUGUUGACUCAAAACAGAUAAUGCCAACUGUUUCUUGGAAAAAAAUUGGGACAAAGCCGAAGACUAUUGCAGCAUAGAAGUCAAAGAGGAUUGAGGGGUUUUAAGUGAUUGUGUGUUGCCCUCAUUGCUUUAUCUCUCUAUUUUUGGUAGAUAGUGCAACAGCUUUUGAAAUAUUUAAUCUAUUAACAGUUCAGCCCCAAAACUAUGCGACUUAUCCGUGCAAGUAUAGCAUAUCUCCAUUGUCAAAAUUUACACCUGGAAUCUGCAUUGGGCUUUUAUGUUAUGAUAUUACAGAGAUUAAUUUGUAGACGGAUGAAGCAGUAUAAAUAUAUUUCAUAUGAACGGUAUUCAUGUGUGGCUA